AGAAAGGUCUCUUGAACAUUUGUGUAGCUUUGGGUGUCAAUCCUGCUGGUUAUGUCAGCAUUCAUUUUUCCCAAGAACUGCCCCAUAUGUCCCAAUGUGCUUGGAAACAAUGAAACUAGCCAAAACCUUCUUCAAAAAGGAAAGCGGUAUUUCUUCUCUGAACAGGUGUCCUGCUCGCCAAAACGUGUGUGUUGAGAAAUCUUUGGAAGGAAGAUUUGAUAUUUGCAAGCUUUGUGCCUUGACAGUGAUCACCAUGGACAGUGUGUUCUUAACAGAGGACAAAGCCAAUUCUGUGUAUAAAAGAUACCGAAGAGCCAACAAAUUUUUGGAAGAAUUAAAGCAAGGUGAUAUAGAACACGAAUGCAGAGAAGAAAUUUGUACCUAUGAAGAAGCAAGAGAAGCAUUUGAAAAUGAGGAAAAGACGAAGGAGUUCUGGAAAGUCUACAAAAAUGGACUUCAGGGAGAAAGUAACACAGGACAUAGCUGGUAUUCAUUUUACCUUGCAUUUCCAUUAAUCAUUGGCCUUUUUGUUAUCCUCAUUGUCGUUUUUGUCAUAUGGAGAUGCCUGUUUAAAAAGAAACCGCGCAGACAGUCGGUGUACGCGCACAGGGGAGCCCACGAAGCGAUAGGUGAUGGUGCUGUGUCUGACGGCAGAGGUUCGCUCCCGCAGCCUCUCAGCAUUGUUCAUUCCCCACAGGAGGAAAUGUUUGAAGUCAGUGGGCUCUCUCCGGGAGGCCUGAGCUAUGCGGAUACACGAUCAGACUCAAUAUCCACAAGGCUGUCAAACUGUGAUCCUCCUCCUUCGUACGAGGAAGCCACUGGUGAAAUCAGUGUGAGAAGAAGUGAAGCUGAACCGCACUUAGAUCCACCCCCACAAUAUGAAGACAUUAUGAAUUCUUGUUCAGCCAAUGCAAUUGCACUAUCUCCUGUUACCACCAGUACGAAGUAAAACAGGAAGAAUGCUUCUGGACUUCAAAACAAAACACAAAAACUAAUCGUUCUGUUGCACUUUAUCUUGGCUUAUUAUGCAUUUCUGUAAUUUAAGCAACCUGUAUAAUGAACUUCCCUUUUGUUUUAGGUUCACUUGUUCUUUGAGUCACAGGUUUUUCUUUUCCCUUAUAACAGUCCUUAGAAGAUAAGGAAUCUGUAUUGUGAGCACAGUGCAGGUACAGAGAUGGUACUCUGUCAUUAUUCUCAAAAGUAUCUCUGAUUUGAGGGAUGUUGCUUGUUUUAUUCUGUAUGCUGACCGCAUUCCCCACAAGAUUUGUGGAAUCCCCUUCUCUUCUUGCUGCAGACUCUUGGAAUUGCCUGAGGUGGGGAAUCCUUAAGAAACAUUCUAGAAAUUUAGUUAUGCUAAAGCAAACUAAUUUUACAGUAUUUCCUCUUGCCUGGUUGGUUCCUUUUUCUCACCUGGGAUUUUUUUUACAUGCCACAUUGUAUCUUGGGCCCUCAAAUGGCCGAGAGCCAUAUGCCUUGGUGUUCAAAACCAAUAUAUGGUUAGACUCUGCUGGCUUCAUAGCAAUAAAUUCAGAGCCCUAGCAGAGGAGAGAGAUUCUAAAGCUUUUUCUGUUAGAAUUUAUGUUUAGAAGCUAGUAAUUCAAGACAGUAAUUAGUGAAUCUGAGUACUUUUUUUUUUGUUCUGCUUUUCUUCUGUUUUCUAUCUGUCUUUAUUUGUUUAUUCUAGGGCUGAGAACUGUGUGUGUGCUACUUUCACAGCUUGAAAGUUCACUCAACAUUAAAGAAUGAAAUACUGAAGAAUGAAUAAGAUCCUUCUUGUUUGGAAGUAGAUACCAAAACUACCAUAGUCUUCACUGGCACCAGGAUUUCCUCCAUUAUCCAUAAACACUUAAAUCCAAAGAUACUUCUUUCCCUUUUAAAGGGGGAAAAAAAAAAAAGGUAUUCAGUAUACAACUUUUUUCCACAAUAAUAUGACCCCAUUCUCAAAUCCUGAUAUUAUUUUGCUUCUUGCAUACUUAAAUGUAUCACCUGCACACCUUUUGUUACUGGCUAUGGAAAUGCAUUGCAGAGAAUUUUGGUAACUUCAACUAGAGUAUUUAUUGCUGAUUUCACAUUUGUUCAUUCAAGUAAGAGGUGCUGGAAAGCAUUGGUAAUCUAGGCUAACUCCACAAAUGUUGUGGCCAGGGUAGCUCUGCUAUUUCCAGGUGAGAGCUGUGCAGUCUACCUGAUGCAGGGCAAAGCCAUGAGGAACCUCUGUGUUGUAUUUCUAGCAAUGCAACACAGGCAUAAGCCCGAGCUUUAGUUUGGAGUGGGUUUUUUUUGAAGCUGUAGAGAUUUCUGUCAGAUUUCAUACAAGUUGAUUGAAAUUCUAUACGAGCCUCUGUUUCAACUGCUUUAGACACCAGUGAUAGUUUAGCUGGUGCACACUGUGGUUUGCUGAUUUACUUUUCUCUAUUUGAUUUAAGAAUUUAUUGAUCAGUUUAGCUUGUGAAUAUUUAUUUUGAUUUUUCUUCUCUCAUCAAGGUGGCAAGGCAUUAAUUUUAGUAUGUUCUGUUUUCUGCUAAUGAAUUAGCACCAACUGAAAUGGAUUUAGAAGGACCACUGUGAAAUAUCAGUGCCGUCCAUUUGAAGUUGCUGUUAAUGUGCUCAGUUAAUUGCCUGUUGGCAUCUAUGAUCUUGUGUGAGUCUGAUCCAUCUUUCUCCUAAGCAACUUUGUAGAAGAUUGCUGAAAAGAAAUGGAUAAAUAUGUGGGUGUGCAUAUGCACACUUCUGUAAGAAUUCAAUAUGGUAGUUUGAAAUGAAGUUAUGAUUCUGUGAUUAAUUUUAUAUUCUCAUUUUUGGCAAAGAGUAGGUGACCUAAGAUCUCUACUGGGGGUCUUAAGUUGCAAAAGCAAAUUUAUUGGAGUUAAUGGAUGGAGCUCCAGGCCAAACUGUUGUCAGAAAGAUGACUCGUAUAUUCAUUAUUCAUAAUGGAUAUCGAGCAGAUAAGUACAAUAUAUUUUGGACUCUCUAACCUUUUGAAGUGCUUUUAGCUCUUAGGUGAAGUCCUAAAUUGCCACUUGUAGAAAUUUAAGCUCCUUUUAUACUGAGCAACAGUUAUACUGCCUUUGGCCAGACAUUACCAAAACAAAGUGCCUCGUCUCAGUUGCAGGAGACACCUGAAAGUGCUGGUAUUCAUGUCUAUGCCAUAUUGGCAUCUCCUGUGCCUGCCAUCACAGCUGGCGGUUUUAGCAGUAAUUUUUUAGUUUGGAGAUAUGGUGUACCUGUAGGAAAUGCCUGGAGAUAACCCAUUUCAUGUUAGGUCAGCAGCUGUCACCCCCUGAGCAGGGGCAGUCUGGUUUAGAGGUGAGCCACCUUUUUUCCCUACUUUGUUGGUCUGUAUUCCGUUACCAGUCUUAACAACUUUCACGUUUCUGUCUCCUAAGAAGAGUAUGUUACUGCAUUCUGUAGACACUUUGUGCAGUGCAAACAUGACAGUUGUCCUUCCAGGUAAAGUCACAACCAAAUAUCUGAAAUGAUCUGUGACUAGAAUUUAUUGGAUCAUGCCUUUUCUGCAUCCAUGCACGUGAAAUGUGAAUGCCAUCUAGGGCUAUAAAUUUACAUCUUGGCAUGAAUAAGCUUUCAUGAAUAAACUAAACUUGUGUGUGCCAGUUAUCUAAAUGUUUCCACUGACACAUGCAGCUUUCUUCUUGUUGGAGUAAUGUCAAAGUACCUAAUAUUUUGUUUUACUUUGUGAAAUGUGGGGAAAUAACUUAAGUCUUGGGGAGAGCUGUUCUGAUCUGGGGAAAGAAUAACAUUUCUUUUUGUAGCAGGUUUUCCUACAGCUUUGUUUUCCCAGGCACUUACUGAUUCUUCUUCUCUUGUUGUUGCAUUACCAUGCCAUAAACAUUAUAAAUUUAUAGUUGUAUCUCUCUAAAGGCUUUCCAAGUCUGAAUGCAGUACUGCCUUGACUAAUGACGUGAAUAGUCAGGAUUCUGCUUUUCCCACUUUUGAAUGUAACACUGAAUUUCAUGUAUUAGGACUGAGAUGAUUUACCCACUAAAACAAAUUUGUAUUUAAAUGUCACUUUGAGAAAUGAUGGAAAUUAAUUGUGCUUAGAUGAUGUUUAGCAUUAGUGGAGGUUGUUCUGUCUUCACUGGGUGUAAAUAACCUCUGAUUACAGUAUUGCAUAUUUAAAAGGGGUUUGGUUUACAUUAAAUUAUCGUAUUUAAACAUUCUUGACUAUGUUUGUAGAAAAAAGUUUUGUAACAUUUCUUUUUGGAUAUGCAAAAUAAAAUUUUUUAAAUGCCU
This is a messenger RNA of Centrocercus urophasianus (Greater sage-grouse), 4248 nucleotides long. RefSeq names its product proline rich and Gla domain 1 (gene PRRG1). The transcript has 4 exons. Gene Ontology annotation, cellular component: extracellular region. Lineage: Eukaryota; Metazoa; Chordata; Aves; Galliformes; Phasianidae. Gene Ontology annotation, molecular function: calcium ion binding. Bases 95 to 949 code for a protein of 284 amino acids. The record is from RefSeq and is a predicted model, not a curated record.